Ostrea edulis (European flat oyster) is the source of this 1636-nucleotide messenger RNA. Its product is annotated as phosphatidylinositol glycan anchor biosynthesis class U protein-like. The coding region runs from base 111 to 1430 and encodes 439 amino acids. NCBI's taxonomy places the organism in Eukaryota, Metazoa, Mollusca, Bivalvia, Ostreida, Ostreidae. The transcript is spliced from 12 exons. Gene Ontology annotation, biological process: attachment of GPI anchor to protein; protein localization to cell surface. The record is from RefSeq and is a predicted model, not a curated record. Gene Ontology annotation, cellular component: GPI-anchor transamidase complex; membrane.
AGAAUCUUUAUAAAGUUUGCUACUGUGAAUUAUAUGCUGGGAAACGAAAACAUGAUACAACAUUGAAGGAAAAACUAUUUAUUGAUUGAAAUUAUAAGCAGAACCAGAGAAUGGUCCUUCCGACGGUUAUUUCUUUUGUUGCAGGAGUAGUACUACGAUUAGCAUUAUUUAGAUCUUCACUUCCCGAAUGGCUAAGCACCAAAAGAGAAGUUGUAACUCCAAUUACAUCUUGGGGUCGUGCAAUGGAAGGCUUGGCAUUACAUAAAGAAGGUAUUUCCCCAUACUCUGGUGACAUUUUUCAUGAGAGUCCUUUGAUGUUAAAGAUUCUUGGCUUCAUCACCAGGUUCUCACCAAAUACCAUUAAUCUAAUAUUUGUGGCACUGGAUAUAAUUCAAGGAAUGAUUCUGCUUCGGAUUGCUAAUCAGUUUGGAAGACAUGAACUUCUGAGACAGGCAUCAAGAGUGAAAAAUUUCCAUCCAGACGCUAAAAAGUUUUUACUCAGGAAGGAAGACUUGUUUGAUCUUCAGUUUUAUAUCACUGUGGCAUUUUCAUUUAAUCCAUAUAGUGUAGCAACAUGCCUGGCAAAGUCUACAGCUGUGUUCAAUAACAUAGUCAUCCUACUUGCUCUGUAUUAUAUGCUUAAAGGAAAUCCUAUUUUAUCAUCAGUUUUUGUCGCCUUGGCAGCUUACAUUUCUAUGUAUCCCAUCAUUCUUUGUGUGCCUGUUGCAGUAUACUCCAUAUUGAUGUCAACAAAGGGGAGGGUAAUUUACACAGAUUCUGCAGCUUUAUUUGGCUACCUGCAAAUAGUGUGCAUCACAUUCAUAUCACUGGCCAUUAUGCUACUCUUCUCCAUGUUGUUUGUGGGAUCAUGGGAGUUUAUCCCCUCCACUUACGGAUUCAUAUUAGGAGUUCCUGAUUUGACCCCAAACCUUGGUCUUUUUUGGUAUUUCUUCACUGAGAUGUUUGAACACUUCAGAACAUUCUUCAUCUGUGUGUUCCAGAUUAAUGCAGUGAUAUACACCAUUCCACUCGCCAUUAGACUAAGGGAGCAUCCCAGCUUUUUAUUCUACAUGCUGCUGUACACAGUAGGGAUCUUUAAGUCCUACCCAGGCUAUGGAGAUGUGGGCCUAGUGAUUACCUUACUUCCUUUGUGGAAACACAUCAAAAGUUACAUGAGAAAUACUUUUGUGACAGUCUGUAUGUUCCUAGUCACCACCGUGUUUGCUCCAAUACAAUAUUACCUGUGGAUCUAUGCAGGCAGUGCUAAUGCAAACUUCUACUUUGCCAUUUCUCUAGCAUUCUCUACAGCUCAGAUUCUGAUGGCUACUGAUUUGCUUUUUGCAUUUCUAAAGCGCGAGUUUUUUCUCCACAACGGUGACAAGCACAAACUACCUGAUGGCACAGAUGCUCAGAUCAUUUUAGACUCCUAAACAUUAGAUACAUGUAAUUCAACGAUCAAGCAAUGAUUUUUGUGAUUCUACUGUUUGUCAUUUUUUUAAAGUGUUUUUGAACUUUGUUUGUACACCAUAGACAGAUUUAUAUUUCAUUCAUAUUUUUGAUACAUGUACUAGUCUUAUAGUUAAACCAUGGACAUUUCUAGGAGACACAGUGUUUGUGAAUAAAGAUGUGCUACUGA